This is a messenger RNA of Stylophora pistillata, 2058 nucleotides long. RefSeq names its product dual specificity protein kinase CLK2-like. Lineage: Eukaryota; Metazoa; Cnidaria; Anthozoa; Scleractinia; Pocilloporidae. Gene Ontology annotation, molecular function: protein serine/threonine kinase activity; ATP binding. Gene Ontology annotation, biological process: protein phosphorylation; regulation of RNA splicing. Gene Ontology annotation, cellular component: nucleus. The record is from RefSeq and is a predicted model, not a curated record.
UUGUGCGCCAUCUUUUGGUAGUCUCUGUGUCAGUUGCAAAGAGUAAAAUGCCAAGAAACGGUCGAAGAAAACGUUCUCUUAGCUCUGGAGGAGAUAGUUUAGUUUCAUAUUACUCUAAACAUCGAUGCCUGGACAGAGAAUGUAGCCCUGUGUCUGAAACUCGCCAUUUGAAACGUGGCAGCUCAUCGAUUCAUAGCCGAGAGCGGAGGCACAAUCGUCAAUUGUCAAGAAAUCGAAGCCGCAGCACACGACGGAGUGACCGAAAGACAAGACGCCACAAACAUCGGAAUGAUCCUCCUGAUAGUCACGCGAAGCCAUCAUGCGUGGAUGAUCCGAGCAGAUGCUUUUCAAGUAUCAAGGAUGAUGACGAUGGUCACCUGAUAUAUCACCAGGGCGACAUGCUGCACUCCAGAUAUGUGAUUAGCACACUGUUAGGCGAGGGAACAUUUGGUAAAGUCCUGGAUUGUUAUGACAGGAAAAGCAAUACAUAUGUUGCUGUGAAAGUCAUCAAGAAUGUUGAAAAGUACAGGGAAGCUGCAAAACUAGAAAUCAAGGUACUGGAAAAGAUCCAGCAGAGAGAUAGAAGUGGAAGAAGUCUGUGUAUUGUGCUGCUUGACUGGUUUAACCAUCAUGGCCACAUGUGUCUUGUGUUUGAGAAGAUGGGUCUGAGUGUGUUUGACUUUAUGAAGGACAACAAUUAUGAACCAUAUCCACUGGAACAAGUGAGAGAUAUCUCCUACCAACUUCUUGUUUCAGUAAAAUUUCUCCAUGAUAUGAAGCUGAGCCAUACUGAUCUGAAACCAGAGAAUAUGCUGUUUGUGAAUUCAGACUGCAAUGUUUCAUACAAUCCAAGACAGAAACGAGAUGAAAGAGAAGUUAAGAAUUCUGACAUGCGGCUGAUUGACUUUGGAUCAGCGACAUUCGACCAUGAACACCACAGUACUGUUGUUUCCACAAGACACUAUCGUGCUCCUGAAGUCAUUCUUGGUGAGCAAUGUGAUCAGAGUAAAUGACCUCUCUGGGACUUUUCCUGAGCUGUGUUUUUUUUGUGGUUUGCUCUUAGUUUUCCCUUUUAGUUCACAAGUAGGGUGAAUUCAGAGAAAGUCAACUAACUUGCUUCACAAACCUGCACCCAGACAGACCUGUCGAUAUGCUUGCAAAAAACCAAGUACUUUUAUAAAGGUAAACUAGACUGGGACGAAAGGAGCUCAGCUGGAAGAUACGUGAGAGAGAACUGUAAGGCGCUCAAGAAAUAUAAACGUGGAGAUGGAGAGACACACGAACUGUUCUUCAACCUCAUCGAACAUCUGUUAGAAUACGAACCUGACCGCCGUUUGAGCGCCAAUGAAGCCAUCUGUCAUCCAUUCUUUUAUGGAAUGAUGAUUCACACGUCAGCAAACAGACAUUCGCAUAGCAAGAGUAGAUGACUAUCAACACGGAAAAAUACAAACACGCGGACAUGCUUCGCUCGCACGUUAUUCUAUUACGCUCUGCUUUUUAAUUUUCUCCUUUUCUCUUUUGCUACUUCAAUGUAGCUGAAAACGUGUCGUUAUCCAGAAAGUGGUUCAGUAAUGAAUAGCAGAAUGAGGCGUCACUAGUACUGAGUUUGAUGCCACUGUCUCUCCUCCCCUAUGACAAAUAAUGACAAGGCAGAAUUGUUAAAUAAAAACAUAGCAAAAGCUGUGUUCGUUUACACUUGACAUGCACUAUAUACAGUACGGACAUAAUGACCCUAAAUUAUAAGAUAGUAGCUUCGAAGAACUGUCAGCCAGUGUAUUUGACAAGUCAUAAGUGAAUCUUAUGACUUAACUCUAGUUUGCAACGUUUUUCUUUUCGUUCCUACGUGAAAAUGAAAACUAUUUCUUCCUCUGGCGGAGUAUGACCAACAAAAUGUCAUUUUUAUGUUACCGAGCCGGAUGACCUGUCUUAUUUUGGUCGCCAUUACAGAGUACUUUAUUCGGAAUAUUUUAUGGGAGAGAUAUUGUGCCGUGUUGCAUACGAGGUGCUUAUAACUGUACAUAUGUUGAGAAGAAAAUAAAUUAUGACCGGUGAAUUUUA